AUGCUGAAUGUGGAGUCAUGGCGCCGACACACUCAUGGCUUGUGUCAGGAGCCCGUCCUCAUCAAUGACCAGAACGUGAAAAAGUGGAUACCUGACUUGCCAGAGGAGUACUUCAGGAUGCCAGCUCCAGCGCCAAAGUCGGACCUCAUCCGAUACGCGCUCCUCUACCAUCACGGGGGCUUGUACAUGGACGCCGACUUCGUGGCGGUGAAGGACAUGGAUCCCAUCCUUGCACUGCUGCACACACACGAUUUCGUCUCCUAUCAAGAGAAAGGAGAGCCAGGACAAGUUUGCAGCGCAGCUUUCAGCUCCAACUUGAUCGGCGGGAGGAGAGGCAGCCCAGUGUUCAAGUUCCUGUGGGAGCGCCAGAAGGAGAAGUUGCGCAAAAAAUGUGGCCACACAAAUCCUGGAGAGGCAUGCUGCCCGGAGAAUGCCCGGCGACAGUGCACAGUUCCAUGGGCUGCGCUCGGCGAGGGCGUCACCCACCCUGCAUUCAACGAGCUGUUGAAGACAGGCGAAAUCUUCGAGACCUUCUGCUUCGCCGACGAAUGGUCUUUCGUGCCGGACCACUUCGCCUACUCCGUGGAGCACAUUCCCUCCAAGGACACUGCUGAAGGCUUAGAAAACGCCCUGAACCUUGUUUGCAUGCUACGCGAGUAUGCGAGUAGAAGCCCCAUUUGUGGCGGAAAAAAACUUUUCCAGGAUUCCUUGUUACGGGUCUACAUAUAUGUAUAUAUAUAUACACACAUACACACACACACACUCUCUCUCUCUAUCUAUAUCUACAUAUAUAUAUAUACAUAUAUAUUCCCCAUUAAAGUGGUGUUUUUGACCAACACAGGUAGGCUUGUAUAG
Messenger RNA from Symbiodinium necroappetens, 855 nucleotides. NCBI's taxonomy places the organism in Eukaryota, Dinophyceae, Suessiales, Symbiodiniaceae. The record is from the annotation of a GenBank genome assembly.